Molecule: messenger RNA, 1532 nt
Organism: Amphimedon queenslandica
Lineage: Eukaryota; Metazoa; Porifera; Demospongiae; Haplosclerida; Niphatidae
Product: forkhead box protein L1-like
Exons: 5
Coding region: 259-1494 (411 amino acids)
Biological process (GO): regulation of transcription by RNA polymerase II
Cellular component (GO): nucleus
Molecular function (GO): RNA polymerase II cis-regulatory region sequence-specific DNA binding; DNA-binding transcription factor activity, RNA polymerase II-specific
Source: RefSeq, a predicted model, not a curated record
UGUAAUUCAAUCUCCUUGAGAUGUAAACACUGAAGUGAUGAUUUUAGAUGAAGUUAGCGGCGCGUGUGAGCUAUUUGUUGAUAUUCAAGUCAGUCUUGCUCUUAUCUUUGCACUUCCACUUCUAGUACUGCAGUGAAAAUUUAAGCGGAUCAACUGCUUUUUAUUUUGUCAAGUGUGUGAGCCCCCGCAUCUUCAUUACUUGCAUUAUUAUAUAGCGGGAAGGUUGCAGCUGAUAGCUAAAGAACUGCAAGUCAGUCCAUGCAUAUGAUGCAAGCAACAGAAGCAUUUGCUUUAUUUCACCACAACGAAGGGCCGAUAGAUAACAGUUUGACAAGUCUUAAUUGGCUGCCUGAUUUUCAGAUUCCCAGCAUUGACAAGCUAGUAGUGCAGCCUCGCAAGGAUUCUAUUUCUAGUUCUGGUGGGGACUCGGUUUUUGAAAACGAACACGAAAAAAUGGAGCGGCCUCAAGAAGAAUUACUACCACUCUCCCCUCUAAAGCGCUGCAUGAACCAAACUGCAGAGUUCGAACAGAAUCAGUGGAAAUACCAAGACAAUCCUGCCAAGCCUCCAUUCUCCUACACUACGAUAAUAUAUCUAGCUAUUCGCUCAAGCAAGAAUGACAAGGUGACAUUAGGGGAGAUAUAUCAGUGGAUAAAGGAUCAUUUCAUGUACUACAGAGUGGCAGAGUCAACGUGGCAGAACUCUGUGAGGCAUAACCUCUCCCUCAAUGACUUCUUCAUAAAAAUCCCAAGAAGUGAAGGAGACCCAGGCAAAGGAAGUUUUUGGAAGAUCAAUCCAGAAUAUGAAAAUGUUGUCACAAAUGAAGUCGAAUUCCAGAGAAUAGAAGGAAUCCAAAACAGUCUUCGAAUGUUCUCCGGAGCUAAGAGAGGAAAAUCCCGUAGGAAGCUACACAGCACAAGUUCCAAUGGCUCUAAACCUGGAAGCAAGGAAACAACACCACAGAAGAGGCGCCCAAAGAGUACUUCAGCUAUGCAAAUGGGAUCGAAUGUCCCUGACACUGAUCAUCACUUACUAUCAGCCGAUCUAGACUGGACUACACUCCUCAGCAGUCAGAAAAUGCUCUGCAGCACUUGCCAUGAAAUGCUGCCUCAUACUUGCCCCGCAUCGUUUGGUACACCCAUCACAGGAACUGAGACUGAUCCUGUGUACGGCUGCUCUCCCUCAAUCAUACCAAUGUCACUCUCCACCGACACAUCUUCCAUCAUACCAACAACAAGCUCUCUCAAUCCAUUACUCAAUGAGAUUAUGACAAGCCAAGAGUCUCCAGCCCAACUCCUUCCACCGUGGGCAGAGAGUCGCUCCGAGUCUCCAAACAUUGGUUUUGAGCACCCAUGGGCAGAAACACUAAGAGAUCGUAGCAUACAAAUUUCUCCCGAGUCUGGUCAGAGCUGGAUGACAAGUGUGGGCCUUCCAAUGAGUGGAUACCCUCAUUCAUCCUCAGGGCCUGUACCAGCAGUAGCUACACUUAUGUAAAGCACAGACUGUACAGUACACAACACACAUUAUACAGA